UUGUAAAAAAAAAAAAAAAAAUACAGAGAGCAAUGGCGCUAUCAACGGAUCACUACUAACCACCAUGGAAGAACAUUAUUCACCCGCCGCCGCCGCCACGACGAUCACCGAAUCCGACAUCCAGGCGGCGGAGCAGUUAAUGGAACUCAGCAACAGCGACGGCGGGACUGCUUCUGUCUUCCCCCGUGACGAGAGUAACUCCGCCGGCAGCGUCGUCAACCUCGCGGGAAAUGUUGAUAAGAGGAACAAGACGGCGGCAAAGGAGGAGGAGGAGAUGGUCAGCGGGCUGCGGUGGAAGAAGAAGAAGAGGAAGUGGCGGUCGUUGGAGAGCAUUUACAGCUCCACCGUCCCGAUCAAAUUAACUAUUAGUUUAUCUUGAUAGUUUUUCCUUAGCUGAAUGUUAGUUUUCUUCUUCUUCUUCUUCUUCUUCUUCUUCUUCAAUCUUCUGUUUUGUACUGUGUAAAUUUCGUUGAAUGGUUUAAGUACGCAUUGCGUAAUUAUAGUUGCUUAAAGCGCAAGGUAAAACCACAAACGGAUAACGCGUUGCCCUCCGGUGUUGUUCCUCGUGUUCUCCGAUCGAUUCGAGCCGACUCCUUGAGAAUACACAUACCCGUGUAGUCGGUAAUCGUGACGUGAUGGUUGGACGUCUCGUUUUCUCAAGAGCGAAAAUCGUAGUUUCGGUAUGUUGUGCAGAGUAAAAAAUCAUCCUGCAU
Molecule: messenger RNA, 713 nt
Organism: Linum trigynum
Lineage: Eukaryota; Viridiplantae; Streptophyta; Magnoliopsida; Malpighiales; Linaceae
Source: the annotation of a GenBank genome assembly